GCCGUGGCUGGAGCAGCCCACCUGUCGCAGAAUCUGGCGGGGUCACAAGUUUCGUUUUAACACCGGCCCAAGACACGUUAGCGCGAGGCGGGGGUUGCAUCCGACGAAACAGGUUAGGUCGUCAUUGUCUUUGCAUCUUCUUCGGGAUGUCUUACUCUAUCACAGGACCCUGGAGAAUUAUCAAUCGUGGGAGACAUCCGUGUUCAUGUGCAGUGGUCUUUCAGUCAUGAUGCUAUCGAGUCCACCUGGAAGACAUGCCAGGCCACAGGGCAAACCGACGCCGACGUUUGAGGAUGUGUGGAGGAUCUUGAAGUCGGCAAGAGAUGACGCUGCGCUGAUGUGGAGAAGCUGGUGAUGCUGCUGCGUAACCACAGUUGAAUCAUGGGAAAUGUGGAGAGUCAGAAUGGGGACAGCGGUUUCUACGGCGAUGUGACGGGACAUCUCUCCCGUAAGCACACGUCCCGGUCUCUCCGUCUCUCCAGCAAGCAGCCAGUCACCCGCCGAUCCCGGCACUCCUCUUCGGUGAAACAGGAACACAGAAACUCUGAGGCCUCAACCCGCUCUUCAAGCACUCCCAGCAUCCCACAGUCCUUAGCAGAGAACGGGCUGGAACCUUUCGACGCGGCAGAUGCGUUUGGAGAGUUCAGCAUCAACCCUCACUGGACGCAGCGCAUGGCUAUGACGAUGAGGCCCGAAUCCUUUCAAAACGAUGACGACCCCUUGGCCACGCCGACUCCUGAAACCUCGGAGGCGGACACUGUCGCCCAGGACGGGGGAGAGGACUCGAUGGGGGAGGAGGAGGGAGACGCCAUCGGAGAGGAGAGGUACCUCCAGCGGAUGACUGAGGGUCCACGGGACGGGGGGAGCUUUAAAAAGAAGCGGUCGAAGUCGGCGGACAUGUGGAGAGAAGACAGCCUGGAGUUCUCUCUGUCCGACCUGAGCCAGGAGCAUCUGACCAGCACUGAGGAGAUGAUAGACGGAGGAGAGGAAGAGGAGGAGGAGCAGUUUGCACGCCCUAGAGGCAAUGCAGGCUCAGCCGAAAGGGCAUCGUCUCUGGACCAUCUGUGCAGCCAGCAGAGUCCCGGCCUCAGGGGCCAGAGGAGCCGCUACGCUAAGAACCGGAGGGAGGCAGAGUGCGACGGAGAUGGAGAAGGGGAGGAGGGGUUGAUGUCUCCAACCGACGAGGACGGUGGCGGGUAUGGAGCGUUCACACUCCCCUGCCGACGCUCCCACUGCCUGUCGGAGGGCUUGGCAGGGCUCGGCAUUCCGGCUGCACCGUGCCCUGCUUUCCAAGGACGGCGUGCACAAACUACACAGGACAUCUCAGGUGUUUUGGGCGAGGGAAGUGAGUACGGAGACAGCGGCAUUGAUGGCGUCACCACGGAGAUAGACGGGGAUGGAGAGCUGGUGUCACGUCGCUGCAAGGCGAUGUCGGCCUCGUUCUCAGUGUACUCGGCCACUGAGAGCAGCGUUUUCAACGGGAGCGACAGCGGGAGCAGCAGCGCAGGAGGAGGAGAGGGAAGAGGUGGCGAGGGAGGCAGAGGAGGAGUGUACGAGAAUUUCCGGAAGGAGCUGGACAAUCAAGCCUGGACGCAUCAGGGUCGGGACUGCACCGAGGAGGCCGGUUCCGCUGUGAGCGACGAGCAGAGCAGCGGCACCCUCAGUAGUGCGUACCCGUCGGACGCUCUGAUUGGCUGCGCGCAAGGCACAGUCAGGAAGGCAGGAGCUCUGGCUGUGAAGAACUUCCUGGUUCAUAAGAAAAACAAGAAGGUGGAGCCUGCGACGAGGCGCAAGUGGAAACACUACUGGGUCUCUCUGAGAGGGUGCACUCUCUUCCUGUAUGAGUCCGACUGUCGUUCUGGGAUCGACCACAACAGCGUCCCAAAACACGCAUUGUGGGUGGAGAACAGCAUCGUCCAGGCCGUACCCGAACACCCCAAGAAAGACUUUGUCUUCUGCCUCAGCAACUCCGUGGGAGAUGCUUUCCUCUUCCAGACUUCGGGCCAGACAGAGCUAGAAAACUGGAUCACGGCGAUCCACUCCGCUUGCGCUGCCGCUCUGGCUCGACAGCACCACAGGGAGGACACGGUACGACUGCUGCGAACCGAGAUCCGCAAGCUGGAGCAGAAGAUCGACAUGGACGAGAAGAUGAAGAAGAUGGGAGACAUGCAGCUGUCCACUGUCACCGAUGCCAAGAAGAGGAAGACCAUACUGGAGCAGAUCUUCCUGUGGGAGCAGAACUUGGAGCGGUUUCACAUGGAUCUGUUCCGCUGUCGUUGCUACCUGGCCAGUCUGCAGGGCGGCGAACCCCCCAACCCGAAACGCCUGCUGGGUUUUGCUUCGCGUCCGACCAAGCUGGCCAUGGGACGACUGAGCAUCUUCUCCGUCUCUUCCUUCCAUGCGCUGGUGUCGGCCCGCACAGAAAGCAGCAUCAGGAAGCGGAACCAGGCCAUGCCUCGCACCUUCAGUAAGCGCCGCAGUCGUUUCUCCUCCCUAUGGGGCCUCGACACCACCUCGAAGAGGAAGACCACAGGGCAUCCUUCCAUCAACCAGGUGUUUGUUGAUGGGAUCGAGCCGGUGAAAAAGCCACUGGAGCGCAUGUUUGAAGACUCGGCCAGUGAGAAAUCUAAGGAGAGAGAGAGCUCGGUGAAAAGUAUUCCCCAGCAAAACGUAGACAGCGACAUCUGGGUUCCUGACUACCUGACUCCAUCUUGGGUUUGCCUGCCGAGCAAUCAGCCCGUCCUGGCCAUCAUACAGCCUGGGGAGACGGCGCUGGAAGUCCUGAGCGCCACCUGCAAGACCCACAAGAUAGACCCGUCGUGCCACUACCUGCGUUUGAAGGUGUGGAUUGACAACCAGAUGCUUUUUUACGUUCCCAAACUUGAAGAGGACAUCUCGGAUCUGCUCUACAAAGAGAUUGAGAUUUGCCCCAAAGCUACCAAGGUGAUCCAGUUUGACAAAGCCGAGUCCUGCAGCAUCGGAUACGGUUUUUCUGUGGCGGUUAUAGAUGAGGAUGGGAUGCAGCAGCUCCAUAUUACUGAAGUGAAAGCGGAGGGACUUGCCUCAGCCAAAGGUUUGAGAGCAGGGGAUGAGAUUCUGCUGUUGAACGGCAAACCUGCAUCUGCCCUCCAGAUGGAUGAUAUGAGGGCUGCGUUUGAAAACCAAGCAUUGACCUUGAGCGUCAGCACCCUGCCCCAGCUGGACCCGCGGGUGCUCUGCUCCCUUCCACCCCGUCGCUCCGAUGGGGAGCAGGACCCGGCCACGGACAUCUUCUCCCAGGACCAAGAGGACAUCCUGGAUGAUGUGUCGGGGUUGACGGUGAAUAGCCCAGAUGAGAGCAUGGAGGAAGGACAUCGGGUGAUCCUGCAGAGUCCUGGAGGUCAUCUGGAAGACAAAACCUGCAUGGGGACCGGACAGAAGAGCACAGAGCAAGUCACUGCUUUUUGCCGCAGUCUCCAUGACAUGAAUCCCCUGGAGUGCCCUAUGUCAUCCUCCUCGUCGUCGUCAUCGUCAUCCCUCUCCCCGAGCCCUGUGUCAGCUUUACCGCCCACGGCAGGCGCAGCCACCCAGAGACAGCUCUCCCACGCAGACAAACUCCGCAAGGUCAUCAAUGAGCUGGUCGAAACGGAAAAGACUUACGUCAAAGACCUGAGAUGCCUGAUAGAGUGCUACUUGACACCUUUGCAGAAAGAGAGCUUCCUUACACAGGAUGAGCUGGACGUUUUGUUUGGUAACCUCGGAGAGAUGGUGGAGUUCCAGGUUGAGUUUCUCCGGACGCUGGAAGAUGGAAUCAGACUGGUGCCAGAUCUGGACAGACUGGAAAGGGUGGAGCAAUUUAAGAAAGUGCUGUUCUCCUUGGGCGGUUCAUUCUUGUAUUACGCCGAUCGCUUCAAGAUCUACAGCGCCUUCUGCGCCAGCCACACCAAAGUCCCAAAGGUCCUGGCUAAAGCAAAGACCGACCCAGAUUUCAAGGCUUUCCUGGCUGAGAGAAACCCCAGACAGCAACAUUCAUCCACGCUGGAGUCUUACCUGAUCAAACCCAUCCAAAGGGUCCUGAAGUACCCGCUGCUGCUGAAGGAGCUCUACUCUCUCACUGAUCCUGACAGUGAGGAACAUUACCAUCUGGAUGUUGCAAUGAAGGCCAUGAACAAAGUUGCGAGUCACAUCAACGAGAUGCAGAAGCUUCACGAGGAGUACGGCGCUGUUUUCGACCAGCUCAUCAAUGAGCAAACUGCAGUUAAAAAAGAGGUGGCUGACCUCUCGAUGGGGGAUCUUUUGCUGCAUUGCACUGUGGUGUGGAUCAACCCUCCUGCCUCUUUGGUCAAGAGCAAAAAGGACCCUGAUUUGGCUGCGUUUGUGUUCAAAACGGCGGUCGUAUUUGUCUUCAAGGACUCCUCCAAGCACAGGAAAAAGAUUGGUGCGUCUCACCGUGCAUCUGUGAGCGACGACAAGGAUCCUUUCCGUUUCCGGCACAUGAUCGCAACGGACUCUCUGCAAGUCCGCGCCCUUGCAAACUCCGAGGGUACAGCAGUGUGUGAGAUCGUCCACACGAGGUCUGAAUCUGAAGGAAGACCGGAGAGAACCUUCCAGUUGUGCUGCAGCUCUCCAGACAGUAAGAAGGACUUCCUGAAAGCGGUCCACUCCAUCCUCAGGGAGAAGCAGCGCCGCCAGCUUCUGAAGACGGAGUCCCUGCCACCUAACCAGCAGUACGUUCCAUUUGGGGGCAAACGUCUUUGUGCUCUCAAAGGGGCACGGCCCGUCAUGAACAGAGCAGCAUCGGCUCCAUCACGAACGUUAGCCCGCAGAAAGCUGGUGAGGAACCGCUUCACCAUCGACACCGACCUGGUUUUCCACGGCAACAACAACAACAGCAACGACUCUGAGCCUUCGCAGCACUCCUCCUACCCGACCCUGUCCCAGCAUGCUCUUCUCCAGUCCCACAAGCCACAGGGCGAGGACACGGACCGUUGGGUGGAAGAGCAGUUCGACCUGGGUUGCUACGAAGACCAGGGCGACGGCAUCGGCGUGGGGCAGGUGAAGGAGACAGACAUUCUGAGCGAUGACGACGAGUACUGCAAGUCCGUCCGAGCCGCGUCGGCAGAACCGGCCGACCUCGACGGGAAGAUGGAGGGACUCGACCUGCAGUGUGGGGGGAUGAGGAGCUGCAACCUGAAUGGACGAGUAGAGACCGGAAGUGCGAUGCGGGAGGAGGGAGUCGAUGGACUGAGGCACGGCGAUGAUUCCGGCUCUGUAGACUCCUUCACCUCCUGCGGCGUCUCUCUAUCCCGCUGUGCGACCCCGACUAUAAAGCUCGCCCCCUUGAAGCAGUGCGCCGUGGAGGGGGCCGCAAACAAGGACCACGAUGUCAUCUGGGUGCGGCGAGACGACUUUGCCAACGGGUGCAACAGCGACGUCUUCUGAUUUGAGACGAGAUGAAGGAAAAAAAAACGUGGGAGAGUUUGGGUACAAGCUUUAAAUAUGUAGAACCUGGAGGAGAAAAACGUGUAUAAAAGGUGUUGAACCUCGGCCAGUCCUUCAUGUAUCACCGCACAACCCUCUUCUUCCCGCCUCACCUGCAUCUCCUUUUUUCUGACAAUCCUAGAGUACUUAAACACAGAGUGAGCUGGGAGAGGUAAAACGGACUCGGCCCACGAGAUUCUCAACCCGAACUGCUUAAAGAGUAGAGGGUCCUCACUGUUACUGGACGUCACACACGCCUGUGGAGUUGUUGUAUUUAAACGUGCGAACCAGACACCACUGCAUGUCCACGCAAGCAAAACAAGCAAAGUGUGUGUGCAUGUACACUGUAAGUGCAGAUAACACACAGAAGCACAGACACUAGAGACUCUAGGCAGCUACUGUACCAUGCACACAUUGUACCGAAGCAACGUCAUCACUUGAACUGUGACCUUGUGGCCAAAAAUGUCUAUUUUUCAACACAGGAAUGUGGGUGUUCUAUUUUUUUGACUCUGAAAAACUGUUUGUAUUUUAACACUCAAGGGCUGUGUGUUACUGAACUUCUCUUCAGGGGCUUUUGGCUUAACGACUGCUGUGUAAAAGGGAAAAAAAAAAGAAGAUGGCGAGAUCCCGACUAGCUUUAUUGUGCUUUUUAUUGUUUGAGCCGCACAUUGGUGUAAAGUCAGGAGUACAAUAGAGUGCCGUUAAACCUCUUGUAUGAAAAUGUUUUAAAGCUCACUUUUGUCUCCUUGCAUAUCCUUUUUAAAAGAUAGUUUGGACAACAGAUAAGUCGACCUAUUCUCUAUUUAAUUAUUGCCUUUUUACUGUAAUUUUUUUAAUGUUUACACCACACACUCAGCUGCCCACUGUUACAAACCACCUUUUUGUGUGUUUGGUGCCGGAAUCAAGCUUACGACGGAGUCAACGCUCGUGCCCUUCACAUGAGUGUUGGUCUAUGUGUUGCUCAAAUGAAGUUAAGGUCAUUAAUAUAAUUGGACUGUUUCUCACCCCGUAAGACGUGCUGUCUUCAUGCUUCAUUUUUUCCCAGUACAUGACAUAAUAAUUCCCACAACAACAAUCCUGUUUUACUUGAAUAUUCUUUGUUUUGAAACGGGGGAUUCAACAGAGCCAUGAUUAGUGACUGUACUGUAACUCCAAGAGGAGCAGUCAAUGCAGUUGACCUUUUUCGUCCUCUGACCGAGUCAAACAUCUUCCUUUUGGGCCUUUUUUAUGUCACAUCAACGCAACCACAAAGACGGACUUCACAUCCACAUCAGUCCCUUCCGCAGUUCUUCCUCCGACCACCAGGCUGUGCUGUUUCACUUUAUGUCAUCACUACGGCACACUGAUUGAUGCACACAUUAAUGGAUGUAUUGAACAUGCACUUAAUACCCAACUGUGAGAGGGGGAGAGAUCUGCAAGCGACUCUGAUUCAGAGUGCCAGGAAGGUGGUGGGAGGGAAACACUUUGGAUGUUCUUUGUUAUUGUCUUUUUAUUAUGAUGCUGGUUUCUUAGAUUUUAGCUCACUGGGUGAUUAUUCCCAGUUAAAGGACGUUCAGACUGUGAGGUACAAUCCCUUUUGGCCUUGGAAGGCAGAUCCUGUGAGAAAACCCCUUCAACUCCUUCCUUUGUAUUUUAACAAAAAAAAAACUGUGUUCGUACAUAAAACUGUGGAGUAUUAUCAUUUUUAUGUUAAAAUAAAUUUUCUAAAUUUA
Messenger RNA from Acanthopagrus latus (yellowfin seabream), 7172 nucleotides. RefSeq names its product T-lymphoma invasion and metastasis-inducing protein 1-like. NCBI's taxonomy places the organism in Eukaryota, Metazoa, Chordata, Actinopteri, Spariformes, Sparidae. Gene Ontology annotation, molecular function: guanyl-nucleotide exchange factor activity; protein binding. The record is from RefSeq and is a predicted model, not a curated record. Bases 382 to 5421 code for a protein of 1679 amino acids. Gene Ontology annotation, cellular component: plasma membrane; cytosol; synapse. The transcript has 31 exons. Gene Ontology annotation, biological process: small GTPase-mediated signal transduction; activation of GTPase activity; positive regulation of axonogenesis.